AUGUUUGAAUGGAAGCCUCCGGCCUUUGGUACUCCCGUCUGGAUGAGCAUCCCUGCCACAGACGUCAGCCGUGCUGCAGAGUUCUACAAGACUGUAUUCAACUUUAACUUCAAGGACUCCGACCACAAGAAACCUGAUGUGUUCAGGAAAUUCGACUUCAACCCCAGCCUGGGCUUGACAGGUGGUAUUGUACAGGCUCCUGACUACACUGGAAACAUCCACCCCGGAAAAGGAGGUCUCAUGGUUUACUGGUUUGUCGAAAACGUUGACAACAUCGGCCCCAUCAUUGAAAAGGCUGGAGGUAAAAUGUUGACCGAGAAGGAAAAAGAGGGCGAGCAUGGCCUGUAUAGGUUCUUUGAGGAUACCGAGGGAUCUGUUGGUGCUGUGUACCAAAUGGCUUGA
Messenger RNA from Fusarium musae, 402 nucleotides. RefSeq lists its product as uncharacterized. The record is from RefSeq and is a predicted model, not a curated record. The transcript is spliced from 2 exons. NCBI's taxonomy places the organism in Eukaryota, Fungi, Ascomycota, Sordariomycetes, Hypocreales, Nectriaceae. The coding region runs from base 1 to 402 and encodes 133 amino acids.